UGUCAGAAUACCAGGCCGGCCGCUCUUCUCUGCAGCAGAACCUUACCUAUUCCUCGGUCCAGCGCUGUACAGUCUUCCCGUGCUGGCGUCUUUAGUGUAAGCAGUCAUUUGGUCAUCCCUGUAUUGUCUGCAGUCUCUGGUCAUCUCCUGUACUGUGUCCGCAGUCUCUGGUCAUCUCCUGUACUAUGUCCGCAGUCUCUGAUCAUCUGUACUAUGUCCGCAGUCUCUGGUCAUCUCCUAUACUGUGUCCACAGUCUCUGGUCAUCUCCUGUACUGUGUCCACAGUCUCUGGUCAUCUCCUGUACUGUGUCCGCAGUCUCUGUCAUCUCCUGUACUGUGUCUUCAGUCUCUGGUCAUCUCCUGUACUGUGUCCGCAGUCUCUAGUCAUAUCCUGUACUAUGUCCGCAGUCUCUGGUCAUCUCCUGUACUGUGUCUGCAGUCUCUGGUCAUCUCUGUGCUGUGUCCGCAGUCUCUGGUCCUCUCCUGUACUGUGUCCACAGUCUCUGGUCAUCUCCUGUACUGUGUCCGCAGUCUCUGUCAUCUCCUGUACUGUGUCCGCAGUCUCUGAUCAUCUCCUGUAGUACAUCCGCAGUCUCUGGUCAUUUCCUG
Staurois parvus is the source of this 609-nucleotide messenger RNA. The record is from the annotation of a GenBank genome assembly. Lineage: Eukaryota; Metazoa; Chordata; Amphibia; Anura; Ranidae.